Messenger RNA from Mycotypha africana, 1281 nucleotides. RefSeq names its product transmembrane amino acid transporter protein-domain-containing protein. The coding region runs from base 1 to 1281 and encodes 426 amino acids. Gene Ontology annotation, molecular function: amino acid transmembrane transporter activity. NCBI's taxonomy places the organism in Eukaryota, Fungi, Mucoromycota, Mucoromycetes, Mucorales, Mycotyphaceae. Gene Ontology annotation, biological process: amino acid transmembrane transport. The record is from RefSeq and is a predicted model, not a curated record. The transcript is spliced from 5 exons.
AUGUUUACAUCUUUAACGUACAGCAAACAUGCCCCUGAAGGAACAGCCACAUCAGGAAAAGCAUUAUUUAUGCUCUUGAAAGCUUUUGUAGGCACAGGAGUUGUCUUUCUACCAAGAUCUUUUGCCUCCGGUGGGUUGAUUCUAUCGAUUUGUUUAAUGAUCGUCAUUGCCAGCAUUUGUUCACUAUCAUUUCACAUUCUCAUUAAAGCUCAACAAAGUGUGGGAGGAUCCUAUGGAGAAGUCGCAAGAACUUUGUAUGGAAAUUGGCUCUAUCAUUUAAUAGAUUUCUUCUUAUGUAUUUCGCAAAUGGUCUUCGUUGCUUCCUAUCUUAUCUUUAUAUCCGAGAAUAUUGGAUUGGCCGUUCAAACAUUGAACCAUUGUGUAACUCCGUUUGACGCGAGACAUUACAUUUGGGUAGUACUUAUCGUCGUUAUUCCUAUUACUUGGAUACGAAAAAUCGCCAAAUUGUCUUAUCUGGCAAUAAUAGCAGAUAUAUUCAUUUUAUUCGGUUUGGCUUGCGUUGUGUACUUUUCAUCUACUGCAAUUGUAAGUCAAAGAGGACCAGGUCCAAACUUAAAAUUUGUUGACUCUUCCAGCUUUGGUCUAAUGAUAGGCACAGCAGUAUUUUCCUUUGAAGGUAUCGGUAUGGUCGUUCCUAUAGUGGAAGGUAUGAAAGAGCCUCAUAAUUUUGGUUCAGUCCUGCUACUGGGGAUGGUCAUUUGUACAAGUAUCUUUGUGUUUAUCGGCUCCAUUGGCUAUAUUGCAUAUGGAGAUAGAACGCAGGCGAGCGUAGUAGCUAACAUGCCUAGAGAGCCCUUAUCUAUAACAGUGCAAUUACUCUACUCUCUUGCUAUGAUCUUAUCUUCACCUUUUAUGUUAUAUCCUCCUUUGACCAUAAUCGAGCAUGCUUUAUUCAAGAAACAUCGAAGUGACCGUACACAUUUACGGUACAAGUGGCUUGAAAACUUUACACGAUCUCUCAUUCCCCUCACAUGCGCGGCUAUUAGCUUUGGUGUGGGCGCUGAUGGAUUAGAUAAAUUCGUUUCUCUGGUGGGUUCUAUUGCCUGUAUGCCACUUUGCUUUAUCUUUCCGGGUAUGUUUCAUUAUAAAAUCACUAGAAGCAGCUUCGCAAAAUUUUGUGAUGUUAUUCUUAUUCUGUGGGGUGUAGGCAUUGAAGCAUAUACGCUGUACAUCAACAUUAAUUCUUGGAUCGCUAUUACUCCACCUUCGUCAUCGACUUCAAUUACCAAUAACAGCAAUGUAAAUCAAUGCAUAAAUUAA